Cladocopium goreaui is the source of this 1388-nucleotide messenger RNA. The record is from the annotation of a GenBank genome assembly. Lineage: Eukaryota; Dinophyceae; Suessiales; Symbiodiniaceae.
CACAGUGUUUAGUGGCUCCCUCGUAGCAAUGGCGAGCUUGAAAAAAAAAGAUCAGGAAGACUCGAGCUUGGCUCGACGCAACAGCGCUGAUAACUUCAUGGUUUCGCUAAGGGCCAUUGCUGCAGCAAUUUCCUGCGCAGGUACUGCUACCUUGCAAGCGCGUCAGUUGUUGAUUACACAAACUGCAGCACCCUUUGGAGAAAGCGCUUUGACACAAGCAACAAGCGGACUUGCAACCGCUUACUCUCUUGGGAGUGUGGUUGAAUUUUUUCUAAGCCCAAGCUUUGGGCGGCUUUCAGACCGAUUCGGUCGAAAACCAGUGAUGCUCUUCCUCAUGAUUGGACCUGCUCUUAUGCGUGCAUUGUGUGCUGUGGUGAAGGAGCCCUUUUUCAGGAUCCGUUUGUUGUGGCUGGAUUUUGCAUCCGCGCGGGCGAUUGGCAUCCAACCCUUCAUGGGAAUGUGCGGGACCAUGAUCAGCGAUGUGUACAAAGCCGAUGAGCAGCCGGGUGCAAGAUCUCAACUGGUGGCAGCUCAGGCCUUUGGCAGCAUUCUUGGCAACUACCUCUCUGGUUGGUGGAAUGCAAGGGCUGGUCCCGAGUCGACUUAUUUGUGUACUGCUGGGGUUCCUAUUUUGACACUGCUCUUUGGGUCGUUUUGCUUGCAAGAAACGAACAAUGCCAAGAAGAACAACCAUGAGAUUCAAGGAGCAAAAGCCAGCAACCUUGCAGGUUCAAAGUCCUACCUCGGAUUGCUUCUGGAUCCAGAAUGUUGCCUUCUGGCUGGAGCUCUUGGUUUGUAUGAGUUCAUGAACUAUCCACCGAUGAACUCAGUAUCAAUCUUGUUCAUGAAAGAGCGGCUGAAUUGGGGACCGCUGCAAGCUGGCCGUUUCGCUUCUGGACAUGCUUUGGCAGUAUUUACUGGAUCUUUGCUUGCUGGCCGGCUCAUUCAAGUUUUUGGGAAGUACUAUGUGAGUUUGACCAACGUCCUCACUGCUUUGGCAUUCUUCAUGUGGGCAAAAGCGAAGAAUGGUUGGAGUCUGGUUGCUAGCCUGCUGCCAUUGUCCUUCGGAACAGGUGGCAAUGCGGUCCUGUUGACACGCUUCGUGGAGCGAGCUGUAUCUUUGGGUUGGACUCGGGGUGAGGCGACUGGGGUGGUGCAGGCUGUUGGUGCGGUGGCCCGCAUGGCAGCCCCACAACUCUUUACACGACUUUGGCUUCGCGCCGUUGCUCAGAAGGGACAAAGUGCAUUGCCACUGGGUGCUCCUAUGCUUUCAGUGUCUGUCAUUGCGCUGCUCCAGGAGAUCUUAUAUCGGUGUUCGCUUUUGGUGCGUUCACGCUGAGAUGAUUUGCGGCAAACCUAUUGACCGCAGGUUGCUCACAAGAAAAAUG